AUGCAAAAUCAGAAGACGAAAGCCGAGCAACAACAGCACAAGGCAAAGCUCGUCAACUCGUACAAUCAGCUCCUAGAUCAGUUCAAUAGCAAAGAACUCAAGCACGUGGGCAAUUAUACCGUUGGCAGAUUCAUCGGCAAGGGAGCCUUCGGAAAGGUUUACCUCGCCCGCCAUGAUUUGUCUAACGGGUCAAAGGUUGUCCUCAAACAGUCAAGCAAGGAGGAUCACAAUCUUGCCCGCGAGAUACAUCACCACCGUCAAUUCGACCAUCCACACAUUGCGAAACUCUACGAGGUCAUCGUGACCGAGCUGAGCGUCUAUCUUGUCCUGGAAUACUGCCCAGGAGAUGAGUUGUACAACUAUCUGUGCAGGAAGGGCGCCCUCCCGGUCGAGACUGUACAGAAAAUAUUCACACAAUUGGUUGGCGCAGUUUGCUAUCUACACUCAAAACAAUGUGUGCACCGAGAUCUGAAAUUGGAAAACGUCCUACUGGAUAAGAAUGACAAUGUCAAGUUGUGUGACUUCGGUUUCACCCGCGAAUAUGAAGGGAAGGCAAAUUAUCUGCAGACCUUCUGCGGCACUGUCUGCUACAGCGCUCCUGAAAUGCUGAAGGGAGAGAAAUACGCUGCGGAGAAGGUUGAUGUCUGGUCACUGGGCAUCAUUCUGUACGCCCUACUUCGAGGCGAGCUCCCAUUUGAUGACGAUGACGACGCUGUUACGAAGGGCAAAAUCCUCAAUGAUGACCCCGUGUUCCCUGAUACUUUCCCUCAAACCGCAGUGAAUCUACUGAAGAAGAUGCUCUCGAAGAGGCCCUUCCCUCGACCAGCCUUGUCCGAUGUUCUGGCAGAUCCAUUUCUGGCCGACCAUGCUCCCGCCCAGCAAGUGAUUUUGAAGCUCACGCAGCCAGCACCGUUCUCGACUGAGCUAGAAAAAAAUGUGCUGGAGCGGAUGCGAAUGGCCGGCGUCGACAUCGACAAAGUCAUCGAGAGUGUGCUGAGCCAGAGAUGCGACGCUCUAUCUGGCUGGUGGACACUGCUGUACGAGAAAGAGCACCGCAAAGAAGCCAAAAGGGACCGCAAAAGGAAGGAACGAGAUGCUGAGAAGAAGUUACUCCGGCGGCUGAGUGGUGCUUCUGGCCGUCUUAGCACACUUCAGACUACAUUGCCAGAGGUGGAAGAGGAGAGUCGGCCAGGCUCUGGAUCAGCUCCUCAUCACGAUCGGGCACGCAGUGGUAGUCGUGGAAGAAGGAACAGGCGCUCAACUCCCCAAAUCAUGGUGACCGAUCUCCCUCAGCUUCCGGAGGGCAGCCCUGUCAAUUCGCCCAUCCUGAACCCGCCAAAGCCUGUUGACAAGGACAGUGUACGGUCCAGAAGCAACUCACGUGGCGUACGACCUCCAUUGCCACCAAAAGGCACUUCUCGGGAGUGGAAACGACGAAGCUCUAAUCUGCAGCUGGUGGUUUCCAAUUCUGAUCUCGUGGGUCCGGGUAACGGUGUAGCUAAGCGACAGACACGCGCUGGCAAAGCUCGACGCAACAAUCAAUUUCUCAAUUCAAUGCACGCAUUGAAGAGUUGGUUCGUUGAAUCCACGAAAAGGGCAAAGAGUCCUAUAGGCUCUCAAGACUCACAGAAAUCGCCAAGCUCGUCUAAGUUUGGCCUUGGGAAAGAGAAGAGCAAGUCUCAACCUCAGCUUUCGCUCCAUGUUCCAUUAUCCCCCAGGCAACGACCAGACAUGGACAGGUCUCACACGGGUCAGUCCACCUUACUUACACGUAAUAGCAGCUAUGGCAAUACACUCACGCCAGUCGCCUCGAAUGGCCCUCAGCCCUACCAUCACCAGAAGACAGGUUCCAAUGGUUCAGCUGGCUAUCGUGGCCGUGCGUCCAUCUCACCAUCACCAGUCACACCUCGAGGUAGCCGCCGCUUUUCCUCGAAUGCCGGUCUACGAGGCCGGAAAUCGACGUCGUCUUCAGUGUCCUCGGUCCGCUCCAUGCCCCGACACACCAAUCACAGCAAGGCGUCGAGCCAGUCCAGCGAAUCGGGGACUAUCCACUCACCAGGCGGGAGCCGUGCAAGCAGUAUGGGCCUACAUGGCGGCCGCAGCCCGCACUCCAGCCUGAAAGUCCUCCCAGCCGGUCCGACUUUCACUUCCAGUGGCCGCCUAAUCCGCAGCUCAGUGAACGAAGACUCCUUUGCGGCCAACAAUACCCACGCACCUAUAUCCAAAUUUAACGAGGCUAUGAUUGGAUCCCACACCGGAGGCGUCAUGUUUGCUAAGCGCAAAAAGUCUGCCUUCAAAGGCCCACACCUCACCGCUGGCCUGUUCACUCAGCCAUCAGGCCCGUCGCCCGGCAGUCCAGCGUUCUUUGGCCGCAAUCGGGAAGGCAGCGAUCACAGCACGAGCCGCCUCUUUGGCCGCAAUAAGAAAGCAGCCAAUUCCGGAGCUGUUGCAGGCUCAAUCGGCGGCAGUCUAGCCAUUCCGGAAGAGCCAAACACGCCCGGCAAGCGGAAAUCAGUGAUUGUGGAAGAGGAUGAAGACGAAGCAGAGGACUCCCACAACCACAACAUGCUAGCAGAGCAAGACGAGGACGAAGGAGAUGACGAAGACAAUCUCCCGAUCGAGGAAGUUGACGCCUUCGACGAACCCGUCCUCUAUCGAGGCGAGCGGCUCGACUCUAUCACAUACAUCGAUGGGCCUCCGCCGCUGCUUCGUGUCUCCAAAGCAGAUGAGCAUAAUCGUCCGACGAUGGACAGGCUCCCUAGUCAGGUGUUGUUUAGUCCAGGCGAGUCGCCUGCGUCGGGCACGCCGAUGACCGAAACGACACCGAAGAUGAGUCUGGAGGGAGCCUGGCGGCGAGCUACCGAAGUGGACCAGAGAGUCCUGGCGAAAAGGGCAGUAUAA
This is a messenger RNA of Cyphellophora attinorum, 2901 nucleotides long. Its product is annotated as putative serine/threonine-protein kinase. Gene Ontology annotation, molecular function: ATP binding; protein kinase activity. NCBI's taxonomy places the organism in Eukaryota, Fungi, Ascomycota, Eurotiomycetes, Chaetothyriales, Cyphellophoraceae. The record is from RefSeq and is a predicted model, not a curated record. The transcript is spliced from 2 exons. Gene Ontology annotation, biological process: protein phosphorylation. Bases 1 to 2901 code for a protein of 966 amino acids.